Drosophila arizonae is the source of this 1687-nucleotide messenger RNA. Its product is annotated as putative ATPase N2B. Lineage: Eukaryota; Metazoa; Arthropoda; Insecta; Diptera; Drosophilidae. Gene Ontology annotation, molecular function: ATP hydrolysis activity; ATP binding. The record is from RefSeq and is a predicted model, not a curated record. Gene Ontology annotation, cellular component: cytoplasm; mitochondrion.
AUUUUGUUAGAAUGUCAUUUGUGAUUUGGCCAGUUGUGAAAAUUCACGGCCAACGCCAACGUACGAAAUUCGCGGUCAACGUUUCGGCAACGCGGAUAUCGCCAAAAUUGUUUAUGUAAUAUGUUAAGCUGACGUGAGAAAUUCCAUCAAUCUGCCCACCAAACCGCGUGAUAAUAUUUUGGCCAAACCAUGUUAAUUUAUAAAGUGGGCUCAGUGGCGCGUACCGCUCUGCGCUCCCAGUCGAAAUUGUUGCUCCAAUUGGAGCAAGCAUGUGUAAUCUUUCAAUGCCGCCACCUGAGCCCAAUGGCCGAGUACCAGAAACGAGUGUCGUCUGGUCAACUAAGGAGCGAUAGCAGGCAGCAACAAACAAUGCAGAAACUGGACGAACUCUACAAUAGACUCCAGGGAUAUCGACCAUCCACACAGGGGGGCGGUGGAUCAGGCGGUGGAUUCUUAUCAUCUGUGUUUGGCGGUGGCUCCAGUGAUGGCAGUGAUGCCGACGACGAUAUGGAUGCGGGCAGCCACGCCCCCCAGGGUCUAUAUAUCUACGGUAGUGUGGGUGUGGGCAAGACCACGUUAAUGGAUAUUUUUUACGACUCCUGUACAGAGGUCCACCAAAAACGUCGGGUUCACUUCACCGCUUUCAUGAGCAAGGUGCACUCCCUCAUACACGAGGCAAAGGAACGACAGGGUCCAGUGGAUCGUGCCUUCAAUUCGGAGAGACCAGCCCCCUUCGAUCCCACUAAACCUGUUGCUGAUAUAAUAGCAAACGAGUCGUGGCUCAUUUGCUUCGACGAAUUCCAGGUGACAGACAUUGCGGACGCGAUGAUACUUAAGCGACUAUUCACGCACCUUUUUAGACAUGGCAUUGUCGUCGUGGCCACAAGCAAUCGGCAUCCAGAGGACCUGUACAAGAACGGCUUGCAGCGCGUCAACUUUGUACCGUUCAUCGGUCUGCUGCAGAGACGCUGCCAGACAGCGAAUCUAGACUCGAUCGAUUAUCGUCGCGUUGCCCAAUCAGGUGACACGAACUACUUCGUGAAAGGCAAGACAGAUGCUAAUGGAAUGAUGAAUCGCAUGUUCAAGAUUCUGUGCUCUGAGGAGAAUGACAUCAUCAGGCCCCGCACAAUCACGCAUUUUGGACGCGAACUGACCUUUCAACGCACGUGUGGCCAGGUAUUGAACAGCAGCUUCGUCGAGCUCUGCGAUCGCCCAUUAGGAGGCAACGACUACGUCCAGAUAGCACAGUUCUUUCAUACAGUGCUCAUACACGAUGUGCCCCAGCUAAAUCUUAACGUGAGAUCCCAAAUGAGGAGAUUCAUUACGCUUAUUGAUACUCUGUACGACAAUCGAGUUCGCGUUGUUAUCUCGGCGGAUGAGCCGCUGGACAGCCUAUUUCAAGUCUCUGAAAAAACCAAAAUAAGUGAUGCUGACCGAUCGUUAAUGGACGACUUGAAACUGAACGAGAAUUCGUCGAGCGUAUUUACUGGAGAAGAGGAAAUGUUUGCCUUUGAACGCACCGUGUCACGACUCUACGAGAUGCAGAAACAGGAAUACUGGGAGCAGUGGUCGAAGCAUCGUUGAGAUAUCAACUUAACGUUACCCGAUCCAAAUUCAAUGCAAUAUAUUAUUAGUUUAAUUAGGACAAUUAAAUGAACACAUUUUACUGUUGGCCGUCACAAAUGAA